Molecule: messenger RNA, 5316 nt
Organism: Rosa rugosa (rugosa rose)
Lineage: Eukaryota; Viridiplantae; Streptophyta; Magnoliopsida; Rosales; Rosaceae
Exons: 26
Coding region: 347-5128 (1593 amino acids)
Biological process (GO): regulation of cell shape; regulation of transcription by RNA polymerase II; cytoskeleton organization
Cellular component (GO): nucleus
Molecular function (GO): protein binding
Source: RefSeq, a predicted model, not a curated record
UUGCUGCUCUUCCAUUUCGGGCGAGCACCUGUAUUCUCAUAUUCACUGUAAACCAACCUUAAUAUAUAGAGGAGGGAGGAACCCCCAAAACGAAUUCGAAUAAAACCCCCCAAAAAGAUUCUGACUUUGAAAUCGGAGGACUCCCAAAACCUAAAAAGUUUCAGACUUUGAGUCUUCUUCGUGUAUCUGCAACUCAGAAACCGCGAUUUCACGUUCUCUGUACCAUCAAUUUGGCUCUGUAAAAGGGAAGCAAGUGCAUACUGGACUCGACCACAGCUUCAGUUUCAGUCAACCCUGUGUCUCUCUUUUGCUUUGAUGAAGCAAAUUUGAAGGUUUUACUACAAUAAUGGAUCCUUGGAAGUGCACUCCAUUUGGUGGUGCAAAUUCUCUUAAUAUGGCACCUUCAAAUAUAUUAAGUAAGGUGAAUGAGAGGGCUAAAUUUGAAAAAGAAGAGAGGGAUACAGGUCACACUGUUGAGGCUGGAGUAGAUAUAGAUAUUAGAGAAGUAUACUUUCUGAUUAUGCACUUUCUAUCUGUUGGGCCAUGUCGGAGGACUUUUGAACAAUUUGCAAAUGAUCUUGUGGAACAUGAGCUCCUGCCUAGAAGGUAUCAUGCUUUGUUUUCAAGAAGCGGUGUAAGCAGUAGCAAUGAUAAUGAUAAUAACACCUCUUUCCCACUGAGUUACACCAAAUUGGUUGAAAGGUAUCCUCAUAUAGAGAAGGAUCACUUGGUAAAGCUUCUAAAGCAACUGAUGUUGAGUAUAGCUACUCCUUUGCAUGGCAAGGUUGGAAGAAAUACUCUGAAUGCAGCUGAUGUCCCUACAUUAUUGGGAACUGGUUCUUUCUCGCUUCUGGAUUGUGAUAGGAAUGUGGUGAAUAGGCGAGUUAAGCCGCUUCCUGCUUACCUGCGUUGGCCUUACAUGCAGGCUGGUCAAGUUCAUGGACUUGGUUUAAGGGAAGUUGGAGGAGGUUUUGCUAAGCAUCAUCGUGCACCAUCUAUUCGCUCUGCAUGCUAUGCCAUUGCUAAACCAUCAACUAUGGUGCAAAAGAUGAACAACAAAAAGAAGCUAAGGGGGCACCGUAAUGCUGUCUAUUGUGCCAUUUUUGAUCGGUCGGGGAGAUAUGUUAUCACUGGAUCGGAUGAUCGUCUUGUCAAGAUUUGGUCAAUGGAAACUGCACUUUGCUUGGCUAGCUGUCGUGGACAUGAAGGUGACAUUACUGACUUGGCUGUGAGUUCAAACAACACUUUGGUGGCUUCUGCAUCAAAUGAUUUUGUUAUUCGAGUUUGGCGUUUGCCAGAUGGAUAUCCCAUUUCCGUUCUGCAGGGCCAUACUGGAGCUGUGACUGCUAUAGCAUUUAGUCCAAGGCUUAGUGCAAUUUACCAACUUUUAUCGUCAUCAGAUGACGGGACUUGUCGAAUUUGGGAUGCUAGGUCCUCUCAGUGCCCUCCACGAAUAUUCAUGCCAAAACCUUCGGACCCUUUAACAGGGAAGAGCAAUGGCAUUUCAAGUCUUGGACCCUCAUCAAGCAGUGGCCCACAGGGCCAUCAAAUACUUUGUUGUGCUUACAAUGCUAGUGGAACUGUUUUUGUCACCGGUAGCUCUGACACUUUUGCCCGGGUAUGGAGUGCUGUGAAAUCUAAUGCAGAUGACUCAGAACAACCAAUACAUGAGAUGGAUGUAUUGUCUGGCCAUGAGAAUGAUGUCAAUUAUGUGCAAUUCAGUGGUUGUGCCAUUCCAUCAAAAUCUUCAUUUUCUGACUCUUUGAAGGAGGAGAAUAUUAUGAAGUCCAAAAAUUCCUGGUUUUGUCACAACAACAUCGUUACCUGCUCUCGCGAUGGCAGUGCCAUUAUAUGGGUUCCAAAAUCACACAGAUCACAUGGGAAAUUUGGACGAUGGAUUCGUGCUUACCAUCUCAAAGUUCCACCUCCCCCACUGCCUCCUCAACCUCCUCGAGGUGGCCCACGUCAGAGAUUUCUUCCUACCCCUCGUGGUGUUAACAUGAUUGUAUGGAGCCUGGAUAACCGCUUUGUGCUUGCAGCUAUCAUGGAUUGCAGAAUCUGCGUUUGGAAUGCUGUUGAUGGUAGCUUAGUACAUUCUUUGACCGGUCAUAAUGCAUCUUCUUAUGUUUUGGAUGUUCAUCCCUUUAAUCCUCGGAUUGCUAUGAGUGCUGGGUAUGAUGGACAAACAAUCAUAUGGGAUAUCUGGGAAGGAACACCCAUCAAGAUUUAUGAAGUUGGACACGUUAAGUUGGUUGAUGGGAAGUUUUCUGCGGAUGGGACAUCGAUUGUACUUUCAGAUGAUGUGGGCCAAAUAUAUUUAAUAAACACAGGUGAAGGAGAGUCCCAGAAAGAUGCUAAAUAUGAUCAGUUCUUCCUAGGAGAUUAUCGGCCCCUUGUGCGGGAUACUGCUGGACAUCUUCUUGAUCAGGAGACACAACUUCCUGCUUAUCGAAGGAAUCUUCAAGAUCCUCUCUGCGAUUCAAGUAUGAUUCCAUAUCCAGAGCCAUACCAGAGUCAAUACCAGCGGCGGCGACUUGGUGCAUUGGGAAUGGAGUGGAAACCUUCAUCAGUAAAUUUUGCAGUUGGCCUGGAUAUUGGUGCAGGCAUGGACUAUCAUUUGCCUCCGUUGCCCGAUUGGGAGAGAGUGAUAGAGCCACUUCCAGACUUCAUCGACGCCUUGCUAUGGGAGCCAGAAAAUGAAUUCAUAAGUGAAGAUACUGAUUCAGAUUUUAAUGUCACUGAGGAAAAUUCUAGUGAAGAUGAGAAAGGAAAUAUUAGCACCAGCUCUUCUAGUGCUCCAGAAUGCAGUGCAGAAGACAGUGAAGUUGGAUGCAGCAAUAAGGAUGGCCUUCGCAGAUCAAGAAGAAAAACACAAAAGGUCACCUCUUCUGAGAGACGUGGGAAGAAAAAGAAUUUGGGUGAGGAGGAUGGGAUUAUAUCUGGGAGUAAUAGAAUUAAAAAUCCAAAAAGUGGCCGAAAAGUUUCAAAGAGGAACUGUAGAGCAAAAACGUCAAGACCCCAGAGAGUUGCAGCACGGAAUGCUCGAAAUGUGCUUUCUCAGAAUCCAGGAACAUCUACAGAUGGAGAAGAAGAUGACUGGGAAGCUGAUUCAUCAGAUAGUGAGCCACAGCAGAAAAAGUUCCGUAGUCAAAGCAAUGAGUGUGAUGGAAGCUUCCAGAAUAUGCAAGAGUUACAGAAUAAUGAAAAACUAUCUCUUCGUGAGAUUCAUGACAUAGCCAAUCCUCUUGCUGUUCCCGACUCUCAAACAAAUGUUACAAGAAAAAAAUUGGUUUUGAAGCUUCCGCUCCGUCGUGAUUUGAAGAAGCAAGAAGCUCCGCAGGAUUCUUCAUCUUCUAGAUAUCGCGAAGUCGGUCAAGAUAAGAAGAUUAAUAAUAGCUCUGUGGAUGGAGCUUCAUCUUUGGCAGAUGCACUUGAUGUGCCGUUCUCUGGAAAUUUCAUGAGCAAUGUAUUUACAGAUCCUGGGCAAACCGUAGAGGCUGGGUUUCCUUUGGAGGCAUCUUCAUGUGACAUGGAGAACAAAAUUAGGUGGGGAGAGGUCAAGACACGGACAUCAAAGCAUACAAGAUCAGGAGAUCCCAUACCAAUUGAUCCAGCCGCUGGGUCGCUUGGCAGUUCUGAAGUCCAUAUGGCAGAGAAAAAUGUUGUUCGGGAUAAGGAACAUAUUAGAGAGUUUUCUCAUGAAUCAACGUCAAAAGGUUCUGGAAUAAAACACUCUGAUGAAUCAAUGGAUAAUGCUUCCCUUAAGUUUCUUGCACAAGAAACAGGUUCUGGGAACUUAAUGCCUGAAGAUCCUUCAUGCAUGGACCGGAAUUUAAAUCUGGAAGUACCAGAAAUGGGUGGAGGUUCUGGCACAUUGAGUUCAUGGAGAUUUUUCUGCAAGGAUAGGACAAAAACAGAAGGGUUUGAUGGUAAAUUGGAAGAAAAUACUUCUCGUAUCAAUGAUCAUUAUGAUGCAGGAAUGAAUCUCCCUGAAGCUGCAACUGAUUCAGCACGCAGGCUAAGAACCUUAAAGAUCAAGGCGACUUCACGGGAACCAGACUCUGUGAGCCAUAUCCCUAAGUCGAGAGGGGGACACCAAAGGACAUCUAUAGAUGCAGAAGAUCCCCCUGCCAAGGUCCGUGAUACAAGACUUCAGAGAUCAAGGUCCACUGGAAAUCAGUCUGACCAAAGUUUGUUAACCCAAAGGAUGUUGGAUAACCCUGUUGGAAAACUUUCAUGGCUGAUGUUGUCUAAACACGAGGAAGGUUACCGUUAUAUUCCUCAGCUAGGUGAUGAAGUUGUAUACUUGAGACAGGGUCAUCAAGAGUAUACGGAAUUGGCUUUGAAGUCAGAUCAAGGCCCUUGGGGUCCGUGGGGAUCAAUGAAGGAAAAAAUCAGAGCUGUGGAAAUCUGCAAGGUUGUAGGCCUCGAGUAUGACUCCAUGCCUGGUUCAGGGGAAAGCUGUAGCAAGAUCUUAUUCAGAUUUGUGGAGUCUUCUUCUGCCAUGUGUGGUAAAACCUUCAAAUUAACAUUGCCUGAAAUUGAUUUUAAUGACUUCAUAGUUGAGAAAAGCUGGUACGAUGCCGCCAUUGGAAGGAACUGGGCAGCGGGAGAACACUGUGAGGUCUGGUGGAGGGACUCAGAUGGAGGCGGAGCGUGGUGGCAAGGCCAAAUUGUGCACUGUCAGGCGAAAUAUCAUGAGUUUCCUGAUAGCCCGUGGUUAAGAUACGCGGUUAGGUAUGAGAAUGAAGAUGAUAUUCCUCAUAGGCAUUGUCCUUGGGAACUGCAUGAUGUAUCCAUGUCGUGGGAAGCACCGCAUAUUGAUCAUGAAAGCAGAGAUAAGCUGCUUCACUAUUUUUAUAAAUCGGAGAAGAAGGACUUUGAGGCCAUCCAACAAAUGAAUCAAGCUGUUCUGAAGGUGGAUUUCUGCAACAGCUUUCCUGUUCAAUUGUACCCUGAACUAAUCAAAGCAAGGUUAAAGAAUGACUAUUAUAGGAGCUUGGAAGCAGUGAAGCAUGACAUAACCCAGAUGCUAGAAAACGUCCGGCAUUACUUCAAGAGAAAUAACUUGCAAGCCAGGAUUAAGCACCUUUCAAAAUGGUUUAAGAAAAAAAUUUCUAGGAUGUAGAGAGAUCUGGUUCUUGAUAGACUCUUGUUUCUUUUAGUUUUGUUUUCUAGGUAUUAGGGGCCCUUCAUUUUUUGGGUAAAGCAAUCCUUCCAGAGGAAGAAUUAAAUCCUUGAGGUGGGAUAUGUUUCUUGUAUGCACUCUUGGAUCUAAAAAAUGAAAGUUUCAUCAUAGUAGUUGUUUGUUUUUCA